Cylicocyclus nassatus is the source of this 351-nucleotide messenger RNA. The record is from the annotation of a GenBank genome assembly. NCBI's taxonomy places the organism in Eukaryota, Metazoa, Nematoda, Chromadorea, Rhabditida, Strongylidae.
AUGGAUUACCUGCGCCAGGGGCAUCUACCUGCGUGGUUACGCGCAGAAGCAGCCGAAGCAGGAAUACAAGAAGGAAGCCUUUCGAACUGUUCUCGGACAUGGCUGGAGAACGUGAAGCGCGAAGUGGCGCUGGAAGCGGCAGAACGCCAGCAGGCCCAGGCACGCCUGAGCCAGUCGCAGUUCCAGCACCAGGACGCGGGCGGCUACAGCGCCGACGAGGAAGCGGCGCAGGUGGAGGCCGAACGCCAGGGCGUCGCGCAGCUGCAGCGCGACGAGCCGAAGAUCGGCCGCAACGACCCGUGCCCCUUGCGGCAGUGGGCAAGAAGUACAAGCACUGCCACGGCCAGCUGA